CCCCAAUACCUAAAAGGUUGUCAGCUCGAUCUGGUCUUUUUCUUUCCAUCAAUCACUACCCUCAGCAGCUUCAGCUUCACAUUGUCCGGAAUAUGCUCAGCGACCAAGAAAUCGAGCGGGCGGAGGCCCAGCUAGCCGAAUACAAAAGGAGCGAUGCCCUGUCGCGGCUCCUCGAACAAUAUGCGGUCCUGAUCGAAGACUACAAGCGCCUCAAGAGCGACUACGAGGAGGAGCGAGAGGCACGAGAGAAAUACAAGCAGUUGGCCAGGGACCAGGAGCGGAACCCGUUCGUUCUCCUCCUGGUUGACGGCGACGGCUACGUCUUCAACGACACGCUGCUUGCCAAGCGCGCCGACGGUGGGAGCGCUGCGGCCCAACUGCUGCACGAGGAGGUCAAGGCGAGCCUGCGGCGAAAAGGGCUUGAGCACUGCCAGGUCAUGGUGCGCAUAUACGCCAACGUCUUCGGUCUGUCUAAAACACUCUCGAAAACGGGCGUAGUCGGCGCCGACAGCCGGUCGCUUGCCCCUUUCAUCGCCAGCUUCAACCGCUCCUACGGACUGACCGACUUUGUCGAUGCCGGCCAGCUGAAGGAGAACGCAGACUUUAAGUUGCGUGCGCUCCUCCGUCUGUAUGCGAACAAUGCGCAGUGCAAGCACAUCUACUUCGCAGCCUGCCACGAUGUCGGCUACAUCUCCGAGCUUAUACCCUUCACGGCCAACAGCUCCAAAUUUACCCUCGUCAACUCGCCGGGCAUCCGGUUCCACGACGAGUUUACCAAGUUGGGCAUGGGUAUCGAAGAGUUCCGCAGUGUGUUCCGGCAUGCUCCGCUUGAGGGCAACUCCCAGUACCGGCCCCCCAAUAUCGGCGUCGCUAGCAGCAACGCCAUCUCGGCGGUGCCUCAGCCGGCAUCGCCGAAUAAGCAACCCGCUCCUCAAAACCCGGCAUCCGCUAUCGAUGAUCAGAGGCCUGUCUGCCUCUUUUACUCUUUGGGCAGGUGUCGCUAUGGCAAGUCUUGCAAGAUGCUGCACCUAAAUCCUCCGGCCGAUGGUGCCAGUGCCGCAUCGCAGGCUGAUGAGCCACCGCCGACCUGGUCUAACCCCGUGGACGGUCUGUUGGACGCGGCGGAAAAACUCGACAAGUUGCCUGCCAAGUGGGAGAUCCCGUUGGGUUGCGUCGCGGUCAACAAGAACAACUACCGACUCGAUCCUCGUCUUGCCCCGGUCAGCGCCGAUGUCAUCGGCCGCCUAAAGGCUCGCGUGGACAAACGGCGGGUGUGCAACAGCUUCCACCUGCAGGGAUCCUGCGAUUCUGGUGAUCGAUGUGAAUACGAUCACGAGCCCCUAGAGCCCGAGUUCCUGCCGGCCCUGGAAUCGCUCGCCCGCUCCCAGCCUUGCCCCCGGCGUGGCGCAUGCCGGGUCGAGGGCUGCACUCACGGACACAUCUGCCAGAACCCGGAAUGCAAGCACCGCGGUGGCAAGGCGUACUGCAAGAUACCAUAUCAUGCACAUCUCGAAGACUACAAGGCUUAUGACUUCCCUGCCAGCAUCUCCAAGCCAAGGCGAAAGCCGGCGAACGACAGCAACGAAAGCAACAGCGAGUAGCCGGUACA
This is a messenger RNA of Thermothielavioides terrestris NRRL 8126, 1609 nucleotides long. RefSeq lists its product as uncharacterized. Lineage: Eukaryota; Fungi; Ascomycota; Sordariomycetes; Sordariales; Chaetomiaceae. Bases 93 to 1601 code for a protein of 502 amino acids. The transcript has 2 exons. Gene Ontology annotation, molecular function: metal ion binding. The record is from RefSeq and is a predicted model, not a curated record.